Sander lucioperca (pikeperch) is the source of this 1557-nucleotide messenger RNA. RefSeq names its product regulator of G-protein signaling 7-binding protein B-like. The transcript has 6 exons. Lineage: Eukaryota; Metazoa; Chordata; Actinopteri; Perciformes; Percidae. The coding region runs from base 473 to 1210 and encodes 245 amino acids. Gene Ontology annotation, biological process: G protein-coupled receptor signaling pathway. Gene Ontology annotation, cellular component: postsynapse; neuron projection; nucleus. The record is from RefSeq and is a predicted model, not a curated record.
UUCGCUGUCGGCUCGUUCUGAAUCGUGAGCGCGCGCAGGAAGACGGAGGAGCGCGCGCAGGAAGAAGACGGAGGAGCCUCUUUCUCGGCCUGCAGGAGGGGCUGAAGGUGACUUUCUUCUCAGCUGGGAUGCAGAGCGAGCUGCUGGGGGUCCGUCCGUCCGGCCCGCUACACGGUCCUGCUCCGGGAAUAACGACACACACCUGCGGGGUCUUUAAGCAUUAACCAAACCCGCGAACCUGCUGCGUCUGCUGGCCAUUUUCUUCUUUGUAAAGGACACAGCUAGCAGCUAGCAGAAAAUAGGGGGUCUCUCUCUCUCUCUCUCUCUCGCUCUCUCUCUCUCUCUCUCUCUCUCUCUCUCUCUCUCUCUCUCUCUCUCUCUCUCUCUCUCUCUCUCUCUCUCUCUCUUUCUCUCUCUCUUUCUUUGUGUGUCUCUCUGGCUGGGCUCCGGUGGUGGCUGUGCAUGUGCAUGCAUGUGUUCUGCACCGUACGGGCGGAAAAAGCGCCCAAGAUCUGCAGGGAGCAUUUUUCCCAUCAGUAAAGUGGCGCAGACGGAGCCAGAGCGCCGGGAGAGCACGGAGGAGGCCGUGGACGGCAGCAGGAUGACAGUGCAGGAAUUCAACACCCUGGUAGCGCUGUACCGGGAGCAGGUGAUAUCCGUCGGGGAGAUCUCCGCAGACUGUCCAUCUCUGCGGGCUCAGAUGUACAACACCCGGUCUAAAGGAUGCUCCAUGGCCCGGGCUGCACACCACGACCUCACCCUCGUCUCUGUUUCAGGCCUAGAGGACGGAGAGAUCCACCCGGAGAUCUGUCGCCUCUUCAUCCAGUUGCAGUGCUGCCUGGAGAUGUUCAUAACGGAGAUGCUCAAAUCCAUGUGCCUGCUGGGGGUGCUGCAGCUGCACAGAAAAAGAACGGACUCUGAGCCCAGGUUGGACCUGAGGAUGGAUGAAAGCUCGGACGUUCCCAUCCUGGAAGAGCGAUCGUCCUCCCCCAUCGACUUUCCUCAGGAGCAGUGGCUGGUGGGAAUGGAUAUUCAAAAUAUAGAGAGAGAUAUGCGAGAGAUGCGAAACCUACUCAGCAAAAUCAGGGACACGAUGCCAUUGCCACUGAAAAACCAAGAUGACAGCAGCUUGUUGAAUCUGACUCCACACCCGCUGAUCAGACAGAGGAAGAGACGCUUCCCUGGCCUCUGCUGCAUGGUGUCUGGCUGAGCACUACACUCAACACAUUUUUUUUUGUUUUUUGUUAUGUAUAUAAGAGAGUCAUUAAUCCUAUUUCAUUCAAUUCUUUAUUUAGUUACAUUACUCUCCCCCCAUAUUAUCUGAAAUUGUAAUCUUGUAGUACCUGUUAUCUAAUUCUAUGGCAUUUGUUUUUUUCAUGUUGAUGUUAACUUUUUUUUGCUGGUUGGUCAUUUUGGUUCUUCUGCGACGGACUCACCUCGUUUAAGUUUGUUUAGGGGUGUGCAAUUUCGGGCUUGGAUCAAAGUUGGGUUUGGUUAUUUUCAAAUGUAUUUUAUUAAAGGUCCCAUGACAUGCUGCUUUUUGGAUGCUUUUAUAUA